UUGUUAGGAAGACCAACAAGAGGAUUUUGCAUGCCAGAACUACAGGUGGUGUCUCUCCCUCCUGCCAGGAGUGUGCCUGGUGUCAGUAUGAAGCUGAAAAAGCAGGUGACAGUGUGCGGGGCUGCUAUCUUCUGUGUGGCCGUCUUUUCCCUGUACCUAAUGCUGGACCGAGUGCAGCAUGAUCCUGCCAGACACCAGAACAGUGGGAACUUCCCCAGGAGCCAAAUUUCUGUGCUACAGAACCGGAUCGAACAGCUGGAACAACUGUUGGAGGAAAACCACGAGAUCAUAAGCCAUAUCAAGGACUCUGUGCUGGAACUGACAGCCAAUGCGGAGGGCCCACCAGCCCUGCUGCCCUACCACACGGCCAACGGCUCCUGGGCUGUGCUCCCCGAGCCCCGGCCCAGCUUCUUCUCUGUCUCCCCCGAGGACUGCCAGUUUGCUUUGGGGGGCCGGGGUCAGAAGCCAGAGCUACAGAUGUUAACUGUGUCUGAGGAUUUGCCGUUUGACAAUGUGGAGGGCGGCGUGUGGAGGCAAGGCUUCGACAUCUCCUACAGCCCAAACGACUGGGAUGCUGAAGACCUGCAGGUGUUUGUGGUGCCCCACUCCCACAAUGAUCCAGGCUGGAUCAAGACUUUUGACAAGUACUACACGGAACAAACCCAACACAUCCUCAACAGCAUGGUGUCCAAGCUGCAGGAAGAUCCCCGACGGCGCUUUCUCUGGGCAGAAGUCUCCUUCUUCGCCAAGUGGUGGGACAACAUCAGUGCCCAGAAAAGGGCAGCAGUUCGAAGGCUGGUGGGGAAUGGGCAGCUGGAGAUCGCAACGGGUGGAUGGGUGAUGCCGGAUGAGGCCAACUCCCAUUACUUUGCCCUGGUCGACCAGCUCAUCGAGGGACACCAGUGGCUGGAGAGAAACCUGGGUGCAACUCCUCGCUCGGGCUGGGCAGUGGACCCCUUUGGACACAGCUCCACCAUGCCUUACCUGCUGCGCCGUGCCAACCUGACCAGCAUGCUAAUUCAGAGGGUGCAUUACGCCAUCAAGAAGCACUUUGCGGCCACUCACAGCCUGGAGUUCAUGUGGAGGCAGACGUGGGAUUCAGACUCCAGCACAGAUAUCUUCUGCCACAUGAUGCCCUUCUACAGCUACGACGUCCCACACACCUGUGGCCCUGAUCCUAAGAUCUGCUGCCAGUUUGAUUUCAAACGUCUGCCGGGUGGGAGAAUCAAUUGUCCUUGGAAGGUGCCGCCUCGGGCUAUCACAGAGGCCAACGUGGCAGACAGGGCAGCCCUGCUCCUGGACCAGUACCGGAAGAAGUCCCGGCUGUUUCGAAGCAGUGUCCUCCUUGUGCCACUGGGUGAUGACUUCCGAUAUGACAAGCCCCAGGAAUGGGAUGCCCAGUUCUUCAACUAUCAACGGCUUUUUGACUUCCUCAACAGCAAGCCAGAGUUCCACGUGCAGGCACAGUUUGGGACCCUCUCUGAGUAUUUUGAUGCCCUGUAUAAGAGGACAGGAGUGGAGCCUGGUGCCCGGCCUCCAGGGUUUCCUGUGCUGAGUGGGGACUUCUUCUCCUAUGCUGACCGGGAGGACCACUACUGGACAGGCUAUUACACUUCCCGGCCUUUCUAUAAGAGCUUGGACCGCGUGCUAGAAACUCACCUUCGAGGGGCAGAGGUUCUAUACAGCCUGGCUUUGGCGCAUGCCCGCCGUUCUGGACUGACUGGCCAGUAUCCGCUGUCUGAUUACGCUGUCCUGACGGAAGCUCGCCGUACACUGGGCCUCUUCCAGCACCACGAUGCCAUCACCGGAACUGCCAAGGAGGCAGUAGUAGUAGACUAUGGGGUCAGGUUGCUGCGUUCCCUGGUCAGCCUAAAGCAGGUCAUCAUCAAUGCUGCCCACUACCUGGUGCUGGGGGACAAGGAGACCUACAGCUUUGACCCUAGGGCACCUUUCCUCCAAAUGGAUGACAGUCGAGUAAGUCACGAUGCCCUGCCUGAGCGCACGGUGAUCCGUCUGGACUCCUCACCCAGGUUUGUGGUGGUCUUUAACCCACUGGAACAGGAGCGGCUCAGUGUGGUGUCCCUGCUGGUCAACUCGCCCCGGGUGCGAGUGCUUUCAGAGGAGGGUCAGCCCUUGUCUGUGCAGAUCAGUGUGCAGUGGAGCUCCGCCACCAACAUGGUCCCCGAUGUCUACCAGGUGUCAGUGCCUGUCCGCCUGCCAGCCCUGGGCCUAGCUGUGCUGCAGCUGCAGCCAGAUCUCGAUGGACCCUACACACUGCAGUCUUCAGUGCAUGUCUACCUGAACGGCGUGAAACUGUCUGUCAGCAGGCAAACAACAUUCCCUCUCCGUGUUGUGGACUCGGGCACCAGCGACUUCGCCAUCAGCAAUCGCUACAUGCAGGUCUGGUUCUCCGGCCUUACUGGGCUUCUCAAGAGCGUCCGACGUGUGGACGAAGAGCAGGAACAGCAGGUGGACAUGAAGCUCUUCGUCUAUGGAACCCGCACAUCCAAGGAUAAGAGUGGUGCCUACCUCUUCCUGCCUGAUAACGAGGCUAAGCCCUACGUCCCUAAGAAACCUCCUGUGCUGCGCGUCACCGAAGGCCCUUUCUUCUCAGAGGUGGCUGCGUAUUACGAGCACUUUCACCAAGUGAUUCGACUUUACAACCUGCCAGGGGUAGAGGGGCUGUCUCUGGACGUGUCGUUCCAGGUGGACAUCAGGGACUACGUGAACAAGGAGCUAGCCCUGCGCAUCCACACAGACAUCGACAGCCAGGGCACUUUCUUCACAGACCUCAAUGGCUUUCAGGUACAGCCCCGGAAGUAUCUGAAGAAGUUGCCCCUGCAGGCUAAUUUCUACCCUAUGCCAGUCAUGGCCUACAUCCAGGAUUCCCAGAGGCGCCUCACGCUGCACACUGCUCAGGCUCUGGGUGUCUCCAGCCUCGGCAAUGGCCAGCUGGAGGUGAUCUUGGACCGAAGGCUAAUGCAGGAUGACAACCGGGGACUAGGCCAAGGGCUCAAAGACAACAAGAUCACCUGCAACCAUUUCCGCCUCCUGUUAGAACGUCGAACCCUGAUGAGCCCUGAGCCUGGCUUUUUCUCCAAACUGGCAGCCAUGUUUAGGGGCUUGAUCUUUUCCAGCAACACAAUCAGGAACUCAAAGGUCCAACAGGAGCGCUCUACAAGCUACCCGUCCCUCCUCAGCCACAUGACUUCCAUGUACCUCAACACACCUCCUCUGGUCUUACCGGUGGCCAAGAGGGAGGGCACCAGCCCCACUCUGCACUCUUUCCACCCUCUGGCUUCUCCGUUGCCCUGUGACUUCCAUCUGCUCAAUCUGCGCAUGCUCCCCGCCGAGGACACCUUGCCCGCGGCUGAUGCUGCUCUCAUCCUACACCGCAAGGGUUUUGACUGUGGCCUUGAAGCCAAGAACCUGGGCUUCAACUGUACCACAAGCCAAGGCAAGCUGGCCCUGGGGAGCCUCUUCCAUGGCCUGGAUGUGCUAUUCCUGCAGCCCACCUCUUUGACUUUGCUAUACCCUCUGGCCUCGCCCUCCAACAGCACUGACAUCUCUCUGGAGCCCAUGGAGAUCAGCACCUUCCGCCUGCGCUUGGGUUAGGUUAGGGCUUCUUGUGGCCUGAAGACGAAGUUCAUCCACAAAGACUGCCUCCUAACACCAAGACCGAGUUGGACCAGCCACACUGAGUAUCACAUUCUGCCUCAGAACUGACAGACCAUGCUCUGCCCUUACGUUGUCUAUUGCUGCUUCUGUGUUUGGGCCAGCCCUUACAUCAGCAGACGGCGGAUGCAGUGGGACAGGGAGAGGAGGCCCUUCCCUUGGGUUGUAAGUAGCUGCCCAGCUGGGCACAGCUCAGGUUCCAUCCUUUUCCCACAAUGGGAUCUAGGAAGAGCGGGGACAAACAGAAGAGGUCAGGGAGGCUGAGGGGAACAACCUCGCACCAGGUGACUGGAGUUACGACCGUGCUCUGUGGGGUGAUGGGGCCCCACAGUGCUGGUAUGAGGGCACAGGAGCAGGGUGAUUCUGGGAGAUGAGGGGUAGGUACCUGUUAUUAGUGGAGUAAAGGCGUGGAGGAGUCCCUGUUUCUCCUGAGAGCCUAAAGGCUUCGUUGCUCUGUUCUGGCUCUGCUCUAAGUGCUGCUGGGCCUUUAUGCCCUGGCUAGGGGCUGCUGGGUGGGAGGAAGGGCUUGCUGGACACUCCAGGCCGAGGCCACAGAGCACUUGAGGUACUCGUGCCAGUUUUCAGCUGCUCAUUUGGUGUUGAUUUGUGGCAGGGUAGGGAGUGUUUCCACCUGACCUGCUUCUUUAUCUCACACACCAGUCUCCCCACAAGUUCCCAUUGCCGGGACCCUGGCAGGGUUCCUUUCCCUAGAAGGGAAACGGAGCUUCCAAGACCUCUAUGCUUGGGCAUCUUGGGAAAGCAAUCCCAUGCUGGAUCCCCCGGCAGGUUAACCGUGUUCCAUCUGCCCGGUGUGUGGACAAGGAAGACAGAGAUAAAAUUAGGAGGCCAUAUGCUUCGAUGAGCCUCCGGUUUUGCUUCACUCAAUAGAGAAUCUGUCUAUAAACGAUAAGAUUUGGUAAAAGCGAAGUUUCAUCCUUAUGAAAACGUAGUAAGCCAAGUUAGAAAGAAGCGCCAUGAUCUAGAGAAAGGUCUCUGUCACCAGUUACUAAGGCACAGCGCAGCCAUUCCCCUGAGAGUCAGAAGCUGGCCGGUGGCAUGCUGGUACUUAAGGGUGUCCUGGUGUCACUAACCCAUACUCCAGAUGGAGACAAGAAUUAUAAUUGCCACUGUUUUAAAACCAUAAGCUACCUAAGAAACCUGCGUCAGCCAAAGACCCGGCAAGGCUUUCUAUGAGUUGCCCUGUGAAGACUGGUUCUCCCAAAAUCAGCCCAUAAAAAUUAAUGUCAUUCCCACGAGAUUGGAUACUUUUUGGAAUUCUGCAGAUUCUGGUGUUCAUCUGGAAGAUGACAGGCUGAAGAUGUGAAGUAGUUCUGAAUGGCAGUGGUGAUGUGUGGCCGGUGACACUGAGGCGGUGUCUUAUCAGAGUUCUCAAAGGACUUGGACUCUUCUGCCAGUGUGAAUUCAGCUGCCAUGAGAGGUCAGGUCACACAGACCUAGGCACAUAGAAAUUUAGUAUAUGAUUUCAAGUGCAGGGGAGGGGAGAUGAAGUAUUUACUAGUGCUUUGAGACAACUAGCUAUCUGUGAGACUUCUAUCUCGGUUUCAAAAACAAAAUAAAACCAAAAAAUCCUAGGGCUAGAGGGGAAAAAAACAAACAAAAGAAAACAACAAAAUCAUCAUCAUCAUCAUCAUCAUCAUCAUCAUCAUCAUCAUCAUCAUCAUCCCACUAUGUACCUCUGACUGUGCUGGAACUCUCUAUGUAAACCACGCUGGCCUGGAAAUCACCAAGAUACUCACCCACCUCUGCCUCCUAAAUGCUGGGACUAAAGGAUUGUACACCUGGAAAGAAAAAAUAUUUUUAUAUCCGUUGUAGGAAAGGCUUUUCUAGACAUAACGUGAAACCGAAUACAUAAUGGGGGGAAAGACAUACACACACACGCAAAGCUUGAGAGCAUGCUAUAGGAAACAGGUUAAAUCAAUACAGGUGCGCGGGUGGGAGAGCAUCUGUGUGAGUACCUUCAUUGCAGGAGAAAGUGUUUUGACUUCUCAGAGAACGGCACCAGGGUCUGUCCAGCAGUCACCCAAAGAUUCAGCAGUGACAGGGUUGAGUUCUCUUGCAGGUCCUCCAGAGUUUAUGCUGCCAGGCUCAGACCACAGGGCUUCCUAGUCAUGUCUUGGUGACAGAAAUAAGGCGAAGCUUGGAGAGCACUUAUCAUAGAGUGGGGGUUGUGGACAAGCUCCUCAGCGAGAGCGUAAACACGGUAGAAAGCCUACAGAAACACUCGGACAGCAAGUGUUGUUUGCUGGUCUGUGGUUUGUAAUCAAAUGAUAGGGGACACUGUGAACCCCUAGGAACUUUGCAGAAUAAAGGAUAUUCUUUGGAGGUCAGA
Molecule: messenger RNA, 6025 nt
Organism: Rattus rattus (black rat)
Lineage: Eukaryota; Metazoa; Chordata; Mammalia; Rodentia; Muridae
Gene: Man2a2
Product: mannosidase alpha class 2A member 2
Exons: 23
Coding region: 31-3615 (1194 amino acids)
Biological process (GO): mannose metabolic process; N-glycan processing; protein deglycosylation
Cellular component (GO): Golgi membrane
Molecular function (GO): carbohydrate binding; alpha-mannosidase activity
Source: RefSeq, a predicted model, not a curated record